AUGGAUAAAUCCAAGACACGACCCCUCAAAUCAAUCCAUCUUAAGUCGCGUCCACUUACAACACAUGCUCUCGCAUGGUCUUGCGACGCUGAGCUUGCAGUUGCUACAGAUGACACCAUCUACAUAUUUCUCCCGGAGUACCCAAGGACCAGCGGCCCUGAUGAUGGCGCAGAAGACGACGAACUGCAGAGCCAGUACACGCUAUCGUACCGGGCCUCAGGCUUGAUCCGUCCAGACCCAACAUUGAAUGCGCAACUGUGUUCCUUCUCCGGUAUAAGAGUAGCGGGUCCACCAGCCAACGAUGAGAAUUGGUUUCCUGGGGUGGGAAGCGGACUCGUCACGGGCUCAGGUGCUCCAAUAUGUCAGAUUGUGAGGCUCGAAUGGUCGCCGAAUGGACUUGGAUGUAACCUGAGGCCUAUCCUAACAGCGCUGUCAACGAGUGGUUGUAUUUACGCUGUGGGCGAGCACAUUGACCGGCAGUCUGCCAUGAUUUCAGGGAUGCGAACCAGGGGUUUCAAAGCAUGGAAGACACUUUGGGGUCUAGGGGCACAGCUUCCACUACCCGAUCCCAACGAGGAGGAUGGUUAUCGGAACAUGAUUGAGCGAAUACAGUCUUUCUCAUGGGCCAAAGAAGUGGGUGCAGGCAGGGGUCUACUGGCAUACUGCAACGACGUGGAAGAAGUGGCUAUUAUGGCAGUACAACUCUUCUCUCGGCCUAAGGAGGAUGAACCUUCGAGCGAAGAGACUGUAUGGGACAUUCGGGAGGUUUCACGAUUCGAUGGGAGGGGAAGACACACUAAAGAAGACGCCUUGGAUAUAACAGAUCCAGACUACGUCCCUCACGGGAGUGCCUUUUCACUAAAAUGGAGUCCCUGGCUAAAUUUCGAAGGCAAACAAAUAGCUAUACUGGCAUACUUGGCAAAGAACCAUGUUGGAUUUCGAAAAGUCACUAUCGUGGGGGAAUGGGAUAGGGGUCAACGUCCAAAUAUCGAAGUCGAAAAGGCUGAUAUGACAGCUAUCUGUAUGUUUCUGUCAACAGACUCAUACAUCGAGUGGGAAGACCAGAUUGUAUAUGACGAUGAUAAGCCUAUAGCUCGGGGCGUGAUCGCUACACCGUUCGACGUGAAACCAUUCCAGGUUUCAUUUCUGGACUGUGAUAGUGAACCGGCUGGUGCUCACUAUACUUGGGAGUGCUCAACAACUUAUUCCAAAGAGGGCGAAUUAGUCUCCUCCAACCCUAUCUCUGGACUCAUGAUUCACGACCAAGGCGCAACAACAACAGGACCAGUUCCCUACUACUCUAUAGUCAGAUUGUCGGCCAUGGUGCGCAACCAGGAUUGGUUUCAGACAAAUCUUCCUGACGACGAGGCCGCUGUGCCCAAAUGGGCAGCAAGAAUCCGGAGACACACCACGAGACUCGUCCCAAGAUCCGUUGCUCUGGAAGGUCUAGAUUCAGAUUCAGAUGACUCAGAAGACGAUUUUAUGGAUGAGGAUACCACGCAACUGCAGGUUCCCGAAUCGAGAUAUCGCAUCUGGGGUCUGGCGCAUUCACCCGGUGGUGGCACAACAGCUGUUCUUGUAUCACGAUACAGCACUCAACAUCCGGAGAGAAGAGCUCUCUGCAAACUCAUGUUCUCGAGAAGAGAUGAAGAGCGUGGAGCUGAGGGGGGCACAGUUGUACCAUCAAAACGGUUGACAACUGAAGGGCAGGUCUGGGAGUGGAUGUACGGGAACGGUCCCGAAGUACUUGGCACGACGAUAACGAGCAAGAUAUCGCCAGAGCUCCACAACUCACCGUUAAGAGAGCAGUUCAGAAGCAUCGCAGCGAAUCAACAAUGUGUGUUUUGCGACAUGGCACUGCACUUGGAAGAGGAUGAAGCGAAGUGUGAGAACGGACACUUAUUCGCACGAUGUGCAUCAACAGGACUGGCCAUCAUGGCCCCAGACAUAUCAAGAAUCUGCGCCGUGUGCGAGCUGCGAUGUCUCAAGGUGGCGGAGUUAACCCGUGUUGCGGAGGAGCAUUUUGGGUCAGGAACGAGAGUUGAGUCUUCGGAUGAGGUUUGUGGUGGGUGUGCCGGUAAGUUUGUGGCCUGA
Messenger RNA from Fusarium sp. VM40, 2094 nucleotides. The record is from the annotation of a GenBank genome assembly. NCBI's taxonomy places the organism in Eukaryota, Fungi, Ascomycota, Sordariomycetes, Hypocreales, Nectriaceae.